Molecule: messenger RNA, 987 nt
Organism: Scheffersomyces coipomensis
Lineage: Eukaryota; Fungi; Ascomycota; Pichiomycetes; Serinales; Debaryomycetaceae
Exons: 1
Coding region: 1-987 (328 amino acids)
Molecular function (GO): S-adenosylmethionine-dependent methyltransferase activity
Source: RefSeq, a predicted model, not a curated record
AUGACAACUUUUUCCAAGAUUAAUUUCAAGACUUUGAAUUAUAAUUCAUUUCGUCCUCAUUAUCCUCUGUCAUUUUAUAAGGUUUUAGUUGAAUAUGUCACUAAGGGAGAUAGUGCCAAGAUUCCGUUAGAUAAGGCCAUUGAUCUUGGAUGUGGUACAGGGGUGGCAACUUAUCCAUUAUUGAAUACUACUAAGGAAGUAUUUGGUCUUGAUUUAUCUCCACUGAUGAUCAAGACGGCUGAUUCAUUGAUUGAUUCAAGAUGCAAAGAAUUAGGGAUUGAAGAUCAUCCAAGAAUUAAAUUUAGAGCUGGUGCGGUGGAAGAUUUCCUUUAUACUGAAUCUGGUGGAGCAAGAGAGAUACCAGAUGAAUCAGUUGAUUUGAUAACUGCUGCCCAAUGUAUUCAUUGGUUUAAAGAUUAUGAUGCCUAUUUCAAAAAUUGUUAUAAAUUAUUAAAAAAGGGAGGUACAUUAAGUUAUUUCUUUUACAUUGAUCCUGUCAUUAUUGAUUUCAGAGUUGAAAAUGGGAAAUCUAUCACUAAAGAUGAAAAAUUAGAAAUCUUAAAAAGAUCAAAAGAGUUAUAUCAUAAUUUCGUGUAUAAUGAUCCCAGUUCAAUGGGACCACAUUGGGAAAAUCCAGGUAGAAACAUUCUUAAAGAUUAUUGUGAAGAAGUUAAUAAGAGUAUUCCUACUGAAUUAUAUGAUGAUGUUAAAAUCAAUACAUUCAUACCAGAUUUUGAAACAGGUAAAACUGUUCCUAAUGAUGAAGUUGAUCUUGAUUUAAAGAAAAUGGAUAUACCUCUCAGUGGAUUUGUUGAUUAUCUUACCACAUACAGUGCCUAUCAUACCUUUAAAGAUACCACUGGAGAUCCAACUAACAUAUUAGAAACAUAUGUCAGUAAUUUAGAAAAGGAAUUUGGGUGGGAUAGAAAUACCACCAAGAUUGAUCUCGUGUGGAACACUGGAUAUACCUUUAUGACCAAAAAGUAG